Molecule: messenger RNA, 522 nt
Organism: Penicillium chermesinum
Lineage: Eukaryota; Fungi; Ascomycota; Eurotiomycetes; Eurotiales; Aspergillaceae
Product: UPF0220 family protein
Exons: 3
Coding region: 1-522 (173 amino acids)
Biological process (GO): protein targeting to vacuole; late endosome to vacuole transport via multivesicular body sorting pathway
Cellular component (GO): Vps55/Vps68 complex; fungal-type vacuole membrane
Source: RefSeq, a predicted model, not a curated record
AUGGAGUCCUCCAGCAACAGACUCUUCCGGUUCUCCAAGCCAGAAUGGCUCAACAACUCUGCCGUCCGUAAUACGGGCGUCUACGUCUCCGGCGCGCUGUUUGCGGCCGGAUUCUUCUUCCUUAUCGACGUCGCUUCCUUCUCGCGCAGCGCCCGCAAUGGCUCGGAUGUGCACAUCAAGUUUGUGGACUGGAUCCCGGGGAUCUGCUCUGCACUGGGUAUGCUGGUGAUCAACUCCAUUGAGAAGUCACGACUGCAUGCAGACAGCUUCAGCUACAGCGGGGGCGGGGUUGCGUGGAAGGCGCGCUUUGUGCUUUUCUUGGGCUUUGCCCUUUUGGCUGGUGGUCUUGCGGGGAGUGUGACGGUAAUGGUCCUCAAAUACCUGAUCCAGGACUACCCGAUACAGACCCUUUACUUUGGAAUUGCAAAUGUGGUAGCCAAUGGUCUUGUCAUGCUCAGCUCCGUUGUGCUUUGGAUCUCCCAGAAUAUUGAAGAUGACUACACUUAUAACCUUGCGCUGUAA